AAAGAGGGGAACAUAGAUCUGUGACAAACCUGAGAAGCAAAACUAACAAGCUCUACCUUAACUAGGGAUCCAGUUCUUAAACCACACCCUCCCCUCAUCUUCUGAGUGAUGAUCAUCUCAUGUUGCUCUGUGCUUGGUAUUUUCCUCCCUUGAUAUAUAUUUUGCCACAAUUUCACAUCAGCUUUUUGGUGUGGUGCAAGUAAAGGGUGACUUUGGUGUUUAGGGUUUUAGUGCAGGGAGUCUCUUUGAGCUUAGCUUCAGGUGUUGGGUUAUUAAUCAUUCUAAGCAACAACCCCCGUAACUGCUUUUUAUAUUUAUAAUUAAUAACAUGCCUUUUAAUAGUUCAGAUACUAUAACGUAGUGUAGCGAUCUCUUGGCUCGUUUAGGGAAGGGAAAGAUCCAGCUGCGCUGCCGGGUGCCACUUUGGAACGGUGCGAGUGUCUCCUGUGCGCCCUCUGUGUGCCGGCGAGCGUACCCGGAUGCAACCGUGCGCUGUCCUGAGAGCCCAAGUAAAAGUCGUGGUUCCCAGCUGGGUGCUGUGUGGUGAUUUCGGACAGCCCGAAGUGCGGGGCGUGCCGCCCGUCCCGGCGCAUCCUGCCGGCCGCGGGGCUGCGCUGGUCACGUGCCGGCCGCCGCGCAGCCAUUGGCUACCGGGACCGGGCCGGUUUGUGCCGCCCCUCGCCAUUGGCCGCGGCCGCGGGUGCCGCCGUAAGCGCGGCGGCCAUUGGCGGCGGCGCAGCAUGGCGGGCACGGGCGGCUCCUGGCGGCCGCCGCGGUCGUGCGAGGACUACUGGGAGGAGUGGAAGCAUUGCCGCGGGCUGCUCCACGCCUUCCACCACUACUACGCGCACGGGGAGCUGCCGGAUUGCGGCCGCUGGCGGGAGGACUACGAGGCCUGCCGCGCCUGGGAGAGGGACCGCGCCGCCGCCGCGCAGGAAGCUUUGUGCAAGAGUGAAAGAGCUCGAGUUAUGGAAAAACAGAAAUAUGCUCCAGUGUGGAAGCUCAGGAAGAGCCCACCACCUGACUGGUAUCUACCACUUGACCAUGACAAAUCAAAUUAACAAGACUGUUUUCUGUGUUCGGUCAAUAACAUAAUACAUAAUUCAGAAUUA
Molecule: messenger RNA, 1112 nt
Organism: Cinclus cinclus
Lineage: Eukaryota; Metazoa; Chordata; Aves; Passeriformes; Cinclidae
Gene: C17H22orf39
Product: chromosome 17 C22orf39 homolog
Exons: 3
Coding region: 480-1061 (193 amino acids)
Source: RefSeq, a predicted model, not a curated record